GUUCUUGUUCCGUCCGAGUGGUCUGCUCGUCCCCUUCCGUUGGUUGCUUGAAGCUCGCGAGGAGAGCGUUGUGGUCUUAUGUUCCUUUCUCGCGCGCUCUGGCUGUGGUUCGUGGAGACGUCGCAAUCUACUUGCCCCAGCAGAUGCAUUUGAUCGAAGGUGAAGGAGUGGCAAAAUGAGGCUGGAUAUACUGUCACGCAGUGGUAGAGAAGUUGUGAAAGGUGGCGUUGAACUCCAAGAUGAUGCUACAGUGGACGACCUUAAGAAGGAAAUUUACAAGUCAGUCCGGAAGUUCUAUCCAGCCAGACAACGUCUCACCUUGCCUCUUGAGAGCGGCCAAGUACGACCUACUGUGUUGGAGUCAGGCAAGAAGCUGAAAGAGUAUAUUGAAGGGAAUCAUGCAAAGGUGUUGUUCAAGGACUUGGGUCCUCAAGUUGGAUAUAGUACUCUGUUUUUCUUUGAGUACAUAGGACCACUUCUCUUGUACCCAAUCUUCUAUUUCUACCCUGCCAUCUACACCUACUUCGGCCUGCCACUUCGUAAAGAAGUCCAUCAAGCACAGACUUGGGCCCUCUAUGCCUGGUCAUUCCACUACUCAAAGCGAAUCUUGGAAACCUUCUUCGUGCACAGAUUUAGCCACGCAACAUCUCCCAUCAGCAAUGUCUACCGUAACUGUGCUUAUUACUGGAGCUUUGGCGCCUUCAUCGCCUACUUCGUGAACCACCCACUUUAUACUCCAGUCGGUGAGAAGCAAGUUAUGUUUGGCUUUGCUUUGUCAGUUGUUGCUCAAAUGGCGAAUUUUUACACACACAUAAUCUUGAAAAAUUUGCGAGCCCCGGAUGGCAAGGGUGGAUACCAGAUUCCGAAGGGAUUCCUUUUCAAUUACAUUACAUGUGCGAAUUACACGACGGAGAUUUAUCAGUGGAUUGGGUUCAACAUCGCUACACAGACUGUGGCGGGUUACUCGUUUUUGGCAAUUGCCGGUCUUAUCAUGACAAUGUGGGCUCUCGGCAAGCACAAACGACUGAGGAGGACCUUUGACGGAAAGGAAGGUCGUGCCAAAUAUCCGAGACGAUGGGUCAUCUUUCCUCCUUUCUUGUGAAUCAGAAUUUAUGAUUAGGACUUUAGAAUAGUUUCUCGUCAAAAGGUAGACCUUCAGUAACCUGUAGGAAAUCUCCAGUCAUGUAUUCAGUCCUGUUUCUGCACUUGGACGUGUUGCAGUUAAUAUGCAAAAGAAAAAGUGUCUACCCUUUUCGG
Molecule: messenger RNA, 1257 nt
Organism: Marchantia polymorpha subsp. ruderalis
Lineage: Eukaryota; Viridiplantae; Streptophyta; Marchantiopsida; Marchantiales; Marchantiaceae
Source: the annotation of a GenBank genome assembly